This is a messenger RNA of Gastrolobium bilobum, 1550 nucleotides long. Its product is annotated as soyasapogenol B glucuronide galactosyltransferase-like. The record is from RefSeq and is a predicted model, not a curated record. Gene Ontology annotation, molecular function: UDP-glycosyltransferase activity. Bases 33 to 1550 code for a protein of 505 amino acids. Lineage: Eukaryota; Viridiplantae; Streptophyta; Magnoliopsida; Fabales; Fabaceae. The transcript has a single exon.
AAAAUCUUUCGUUUAACAAAAACUAGAUUCUCAUGGAGCUCCUCCCCGUUGGUGUUGAAGGCCAACAUCAUCAACUAAAAGCUAUUUUUCUUCCAUUUGUAUCAACCAGUCACCUCAUUCCUGUAGUAGACAUAGCAAGGCUCUUUGCCAUGCAUGGCGUUGAUGUCACCAUUAUCACAACACCAUCCAAUGCCACCAUUUUUCAAAGCUCCAUUGACCGUGAUCACAGUCAUGGUCAUUCAAUUAGAACCCAUGUUGUUAAGUUCCCAUCUGCACAUGUUGGUUUACCAGAAGGAGUUGAGAGCAUCAACAUUGACACUCCUCAAUCCAUGGUCUCAAAAAUCUAUCAGGGUUUGUCAAUUCUCCAAGAACAAUACCAACAACUUUUCCAUGACUUGAAAGCUGAUUUCAUAGUCACUGACAUGUUCUACCCUUGGAGUGUUGAUGCUGCUGCUGAGUUAGGAAUUCCAAGGUUGAUUUAUGUUGGUGGAAGUUACCUGGCUCACUCUGCACAACACUCCAUUGAAGAAUUUUCACCUCACACAAAAGUUGAUUCGGAUACUGAGAAGUUCUUGCUUCCUGGGUUGCCAAAUGAAUUGGAGAUGACACGUUUGCAGUUACCAGAUUGGCUUAAAAAACCAAUUGGUUACACUUAUUUAAUGAAGAUGAUGAAAGAUUCAGAGAGAAAAAGCUAUGGAUCAUUGUUCAAUAGCUUUUAUGAACUUGAGGGACCUUAUGAAGAGCAUUACAAGAAAGCCAUGGGAACCAAUAGUUGGAGUGUGGGACCAGUUUCAUUAUGGGUGAAUCAAGAUGCUUCUGAUAAGGCUGAUAGAGGGCAUGCCAAAGAAGGAGGAAAAGAAAAAGAAAAAGAAAAAGAAGAAGGGUGGUUUAAAUGGCUUAAUUCAAAGAAAGAGGAUUCUGUUCUGUAUGUGAGUUUUGGGAGUAUGAACAAGUUCCCUACUUCACAGCUUGUUGAAAUAGCUUAUGCUCUGGAAGAUUCUGGCCAUGAUUUCAUCUGGGUGGUUAGGAAAAUUGAUGAAGGGGAAGAUAAUGAAGGAGGGAAAUUUCUGCAAGAGUUUGAGAAGAGAAUGCAAGAAAGCAACAAAGGUUAUUUAAUAUGGGGUUGGGCACCACAACUUCUUAUACUGGAACACCCUGCCACUGGAGGUUUGGUGACACAUUGUGGGUGGAACACUAUUAUUGAAAGUGUGAAUGCAGGCUUGCCAAUGGUAACUUGGCCUCUGUUUGCUGAGCAAUUUUAUAAUGAGAAGUUGCUGACUGAGGUGCUGAGAAUUGGUGUGGCUGUUGGGGCAAAAGAAUGGAGAAAUUGGAAUGAGUUUGGGGAUGAGGUAGUGAAAAGGGAGGAGAUAGGAAAGGCAAUUGCUUUUUUGAUGGGUGGUGGAGAUGAGGCCUUAGAUAUGAGGAGAAGAGUCAAAGGGUUGAGUGAUGCUGCAAAGAAAGCUUUACAAGUUGGUGGGUCUUCUCAUACCAAUUUGAAAGAACUUAUUGAGGGGCUCAAGUCAUUCAAACUUCAAAAGGUUAACCAAUAA